AUGGAGCAGGUCCGCCUGGGGCCGACCUGUAGUGGUUACUGGUUUUCCUUAUUUUACAGAUGGGGUCGAGGAUUUGGUCUUUUGGGUUCCAUUUUUGGAAAGGAUGGUGUAUUAAACCAGCCAAACAGUGUCUUUGGACUUAUAUUUUAUAUACUACAGUUAUUACUUGGCAUGACAGCAAGUGCAGUUGCAGCUUUAAUCCUCAUGACAUCCUCCAUCGUGUCUGUAGUAGGGUCUUUGUACCUGGCCUACAUUCUGUACUUUGUGCUGAAGGAAUUUUGCAUCAUCUGUGUCAUCACAUAUGUGCUGAACUUCAUACUUCUUAUCAUCAACUACAAACGACUAGUUUACUUGAAUGAGGCGUGGAAACGGCAACUGCAGCCCAAGCAGGACUGACAGCCUGACAAACUCUUAACUGACAGUCCGAAGUCCCUUUUUCCAUUAAGUUAAUUUUGCAGCAUUUUUUUUUUAUUCUUCACAACAGACACUUUCCCUGAGAAUCUUAAACUGAUUUUUUAAAAUCUUGUAAAUUAGAAGGGUAUUUUCUGUGUCAAUCUUCAUUUUAAAUAUGGAUACAAAAAAAAAGCAUACAUCGAGCCAAUCAAAGACAAGCUUUAACUUUACUUUGAAGAUGUUUCUGAAAUAAUAAAAUGUAGCCCUCAGUUGUAAAGUGAGCAACCAUUGCAAGUAAUUCUCCAAUGUGUAUAAAUUCAAUUUCAGGUAUAACAAAUGUGAUCAUGACAUGAAAAUAUUUUAGAAUAGAUACUGUAUUAAGUAUUGCCAUGUUUACAAUAUGUAAUAUGUUUUUAGCCGAUGGAUUUAAACCUAUAGAUUCAACUAGAAUUCAUUUCUGUGAUAUUUGUAAAUAAAGGUAGAAAUAUUGGAUCCAUUCCUGCAGAACUUACUGUACAGUUUAGUUGAAGUGUAGCAAUGAAGAAUUGUCAGCUCAACACUGAAGAAAAAGUGGAAAUAGUUAAGUGCAUACAGAGCAUCUUGUGAAAAGUACUGACAGCUGUGGGUCCAGUAUUGACAGCAAAAAUAAUAGGGUAGUCGGUUCCCUUUCAUCUCCUCCCUCUGCAAGGAAGAAACUCUUUGGACAUCCAAGUCAAACUUGUGUGUAAUCACAAAACUGGAUCAGUUCUACCUUACAGAGUGAGUCAUGUGACCAAACCGUCAAGUCCAAGGCCUUCAGGACACUAAAGAUGAGAAAAUGGGUACAUUUCUUUGGAGAAAAGCUGGAAAUAUUAAUAUGGAAUUUUAAGGUAAAGUCUCUUACAACAUUUAAGUUUUUGUUCGGAUAUUUUUCCUUAACAUUGGUGCCAGUCAACCAAACAGUAUUAUGAAUUUGAAAUAACCAGUAUAAACCCAGUUGCUCCAGAGUAGGAUUGCUCUUGAGUAGCUCUGUGUGUUUCCUCCGUUUCUUUCUGCACUAGCUAAUCGGAUUCUAAUUUAAUUGUUUUAGAGUCAAAUAUUGGAUUUGUAAACUUUAGAGCACACUGCUCAGUUUGCUUAAUUGGGAGGACUACAGGUAGAAAUACCUGAAAGUGAAAUACAGUAAUGUUGUCAGUACUCUAAUAACCACACAAAUGCAGAAGUUUAAAAAGUGAAUUGAAUAAACCCAAAUAAAAUUGUGACAGUAUGUUUCUAUGGUUAACACCUUAUAUCAAAAUGUUAAAAGUGCCUUCUGUCUUAAAUCUCAAACCAAAUAUUUUGUGUGUUGAACUUGGGCAGAAGUGUCCUUCCUUUCUUAGCAUGAAGUAGGUAACUUGCAUUCUAUUUAAAGGUUCUGUAUGAUCAUUUUAUUAGUUAAAUUGAGAAGUAGUAGCAGUAUUGCUUCCAACUUGAUGAAUCACUAUGUUAAAAAUAGACCGUAAUUUAAGUGCUUUAUUUGCCUUUUUGAAAGGAAAGGACAGGCUCUGCUCUGUAAACCGUAUGUGUAGAGUCAGCAACUGUUUCCAACUUACUGUCAUAAUUGAUGCAAUGUAUUCUUCUGGUCCAAGGCAGGUGUAAAGUCUGAAUUGUAAUGAACUAUGAGUGAGUUUAAACCAGUUUUGUUAAAAGAGAGCUUAAUUCAGAUUUCAUCCAGGCUGAUGUUUCCCAUGAAUGUGAAUAUUUCAAUGCCUGUUUUAUUAUGUAUGUAUUGUUCUUAUUUCUGUAGUUAAAGAACUCUAGAAAGCAUCAGUUAGAUGUCUCGUGUUUAUGGAGAAACAAGUCCUAAUGUUGAAGUGAACUGUACAAUGAGGUCCCGUAGCAGUGCUUCCAGUUCCACCGAGCCGUUGACUGGUUCUCUUCUCUAAGCUACAGUGGAAAUGGCUUAACGGUUAAGAUUUCUGUGGUAUACAUAACACUGGUUGUGCUAAAUAAGUUCCUCAUGUCCCAAUUUAAAAGUGGUUUGUUUUUUUUUAUCAUAUUUUGUACCAAUCAGCAGAGUAUAGUUAAAGCUUGUCUUGAUGUUGCCCUCUUGGAAAUAUUUGUCUUCAACUCAAAGAGAAAAUGUGAAAAUGUUCAUCCAGACCCUUCAAGUUUUUCCUUUGUUUUCCUAAGCCUGGGGGAAAACACCACUCUUUCAGUUAUAUUAAAAAAUUGCCACAUUCCUAUGACCCCGAAUUAAUAACGUUUUUCUCACUGAGCGAUGACCAUGUGCUGUCUGAACUAACAGCAUUGUAAUGCCGGUAUCAGUAAGCAACAGAACUUACGGUGUUUGGUGUUUGUGCCCUGGAAGGGUUUCGGCUCCCCUCCACAUCCUCUACAGCACCCCAGAAAAGGAGGAAAACACCAUGUUGUAAAAUUUGAGUAGUAGUAUGACUAGUUUAGACAAUAUUUAAACAUUGCAAAAUUACUAGCUACCAACAUUGAAGAGAUUAGGGAAAAAAUUGAAUUUGUUUUUGCCAGUAAUUCCAUGCUGCUUGUUUUUUGAAAUGAUUCGUAACAAAUGAAGCCUCUUAUUAACUUGAUAGUCACAUCAUUUGAAGAAAUAAGUUGUGGUUACAUGAUAAAUCCUAGGGAGUCUAGGUGGUUUGGAGAACUUCAUUUGGUUUUUUGUUGCAGCUAGUUGCUGUCAGUGAGGGUAAACUUGUGAAAUAACUCAGGUUUAACUAGCUGUGUGCCAGGAAUUACUUUUACUUGAUGUAUGUAGCCUCUCCUUAACUUUUAAAGAGGCAAAAGCAUUGACUAUUUUCAUUCAAAGAGACAAAGAUCUUUUGGUACAAGAGAUCUUUGGACCUACUAGGUAGGAUAGAGGACCAAGACUACAGUGAAAUGAAAAUGAUUUGUUGGCGUUAGUUUGCUUUUAUUUCAUUUAUAUUUACUUUAAAGACUGUCAGCAAAAGUGCAGUUACCUUCAGCAAUUACUUAGUAACUUAGAUUGGUACCACUGCUUGAUACCAGGCACUGCCGACAGAUCUUGAAAAUCAGUGGCAUCAGUGUUAAAUAGAUGCCAACAAGAAACCCACUACCUUUUUUGGUAACCUGUUUGGGAAGGAGCACCUAAUGUGCAGCCUUGUCCUCAUGUGUUUUCCCCCAACAUGCAAACACUGGUAAAACAUCUCUCUAUUCAAACAUGUUAGGCAGCACUUAUGAUUCUUCACUUAUGAGAACUACCCUUCGAUAAAACAAAAGGGGUGUGUGUGGGGGAGUCCAGGCCACUUAAACAUUUUUGACAAAUUAACCCAGAAGAGGUGAAAUGUUUUGUUAUAAAACUGUAUUACGCAUGGCCUAAGUAUGAGGUAUAUGAUCUGUAGAGUAUGUUCCAUCAAAAAUAUUUAUUACUAGUGCUUUAAACUCCAGAGUAAGCAUUCAUUUAAACUGGGGUUCACUGGGCAGACUUCCCCUUUAAUAUAGAUAGGAAUAUUCUUUAUCAGAGAUUAGGACACAGUUUUGCUAACUGGUAAAAACAAAUGUAAAUAUGUAAGAAUGUUUAUUUGUUGCACAUAACUUUUUUGGUAUAAAAUAAAUGUAGAUGUUACCUGUGGAA
Miniopterus natalensis is the source of this 3973-nucleotide messenger RNA. The record is from RefSeq and is a predicted model, not a curated record. Lineage: Eukaryota; Metazoa; Chordata; Mammalia; Chiroptera; Miniopteridae.